AGAAACCAGAGAUAGAAACUACUUUUUUCAACAUACACAGUCCCUUUCUGCCUUUGUACACAAAUACAAAGUAUGGACCUGAGGACCUUGGACGUUACAUUACAUAUCUUUUUACUGUAAAUAUCUGAAAUUAGUCGUAUCAGGGGACGUUUAUAAUUUGUAUCAAGUUGUCCUAUUCCCUCAACCCGAGAGAGCAAGCAAUUUUGGAAUUAAUUUCACAUUUACGACAUUACAUAUAUAUACAAAAGUUUCCAGGUGAAAAUGAUAAAAUCGUAAAGUACACUGUGUCGGGCAAGAAAAAUGUCAGGAAGUAGUCCUCCUCAGGGUCAUCCCAUUUACGGUUUAGAUAGGCAUAAAAGGCUCGUAAGAGACAUGGAACGAGAGCAUAAUUGGACAGCUGUAGAAGAGCAUUUAAGAAGACUGAGCCGUUUAAGACCGGAUAAUACUCUCAGCGAUUCCAAUAAUGAAAAUUCCGACACUCAAGGAGCAGACAUAUCGUCGGAAGAGGACACGACCCACUACACAGGAUCUGAUGCUGCCGAUCAUGAAUUAUCGGUUGAUGUCACUGAUGGAGCCUCUUCGCCAAAUCAAACAACAGCUGGUAUUCCUGCCUUAAGCUCAGACGAAGACAAAAGGUACUGUUGGGUCUGUUUUGCAACGGACGAAGAUGAUGCGACAGCUUCCUGGGUGAAACCUUGUCACUGCCGAGGAACUACGAAAUGGGUUCACCAGGGUUGUAUACAACGUUGGGUAGACGAAAAACAAAAAGGUCGUGCCGGCACGCGAGUAGUAUGCCCACAAUGUAAUACAGAGUAUAUCAUCGUAUAUCCAAAUAUGGGACCGUUGGUUGUAAUACUGGACAAAAUAGACGGAGUAAUUUUCCGUGUCUGUCCAUUCAUAGCUGCCAGCAUUGUGGUUGGAUCCAUUUAUUGGACAGCUGUGACGUACGGUGCGGUUACAGUAAUGCAAGUAGUUGGACAUAAAGACGGUUUAACGAUGAUGGAACAAGCUGAUCCACUUGUGUUAUUAGUUGGCUUGCCGACAAUCCCAAUUAUGUUGGUUUUGGGGAAAAUGUUACGAUGGGAAGACCAGGCUCUGAGCUUACUAAGGCGGCACGCUUGUAAAGUUCCGAUUUUAAGACACUUCUUGCCUAGCAGUUAUUCUGACGAGGAUAGGACGCAGUCACAAGAAAUCCCUCCCAUGAGCGAUCCAGUUUCUGCGACGAGGGUUUUGUGCGGCGCGUUGUUACUACCAACAAUCGCAAGUAUUUGCGGCAAAAUAUUCUUUGAGAGUAUAAGCUCAAACUUUCAAAGGACAUUACUCGGCGGAGUAGCAUUUUUAUCGAUAAAAGGAGCAUUUAAAAUUUACCAUAAGCAGCAGCGAUACGUUCGACAAUGUCAAAGACGCAUAAUGGAUUAUACAGAUACUAACGUGGCCAUCUACAGAAGACAGCGAAACGCGGAGAAUCAGACCGAAAACUAAAAGUUCAAGUGAGAGUAUCUAGAAAAGUGCUCAUAAUUUCAAAUAUUUCAGUUGCAUUAUUGAUCGAUAUAAUAUAUAUAUAGUGUUUUUAUCGACCCUUUAUUGCCGUACUGUUGCCGGCGAUAGAACGCUUGUAUACGUCCAGUUUUUAAUUUGUCUGUUGAAGUUACGACAAAAUGAGGUAACAAUUAUUACACAUGACACUGGUAAAAGUGAUACUAAGUACUAGGCGCUCCCCAAACUAUCCCAAGGUUUAGGUUAACAUUCCUGUAUAAAAUACGCCGCAAAUGUAACUUAAGCCCAA
Belonocnema kinseyi is the source of this 1786-nucleotide messenger RNA. RefSeq names its product E3 ubiquitin-protein ligase MARCH5-like. Bases 301 to 1482 code for a protein of 393 amino acids. Gene Ontology annotation, molecular function: zinc ion binding. The transcript is spliced from 7 exons. The record is from RefSeq and is a predicted model, not a curated record. NCBI's taxonomy places the organism in Eukaryota, Metazoa, Arthropoda, Insecta, Hymenoptera, Cynipidae.